Messenger RNA from Rhineura floridana, 2568 nucleotides. RefSeq names its product cyclin dependent kinase 6 (gene CDK6). Gene Ontology annotation, molecular function: ATP binding; cyclin-dependent protein serine/threonine kinase activity; cyclin binding. Gene Ontology annotation, biological process: regulation of G2/M transition of mitotic cell cycle; cell dedifferentiation; signal transduction. The transcript has 8 exons. NCBI's taxonomy places the organism in Eukaryota, Metazoa, Chordata, Lepidosauria, Squamata, Rhineuridae. Gene Ontology annotation, cellular component: cyclin-dependent protein kinase holoenzyme complex; nucleus; cytoplasm. The record is from RefSeq and is a predicted model, not a curated record. Bases 956 to 1936 code for a protein of 326 amino acids.
AACGAAGGCGGAAAAAAAGUUGAGGCGAGGUGGGGGGAAACUCUUCUAGUCCUGCUGCUGCCGCUGCUACUCCCAGACCAAGCAUAGAGCGGGGGGGGGGCGACUUCCAGAGCAGAAGCGGCGGCGGCAGGAAAGAGUGGCAGCAGGCAGGCAGCGUGGAGAGCUGGUGUAAGAGCCCCACUCUCAGCGGAGAGGAGACUGAUCGCUGCAAAGCUUUGAUCAGCCCCAGAAUAGUUAGCACAAGUCUCUCUCUAUUUCCCCCCCCCUUCUUCUUCUCUCCCCCCCCAAGGGAGUGGAGGAGGCGCGCGGGGGGGAAGAUCCUCUGUGUAUUAAGGUGCAGCCUGCCCUAUCGCUUGCAGGAAGAUGCGAACUCAGGGCAGCGGCAGAGCCCCGGAGGAGCCGCUGCGACUACCUGUGUGGCCCCAACAGUGCCUGCUGAGACCUGAGCCUGCAACCUCAGCCACCAUCACCAUGUGAACGCUUCGGAUCCGGUUCGGUUCUGCUCGCUGACCCAUCAUUCUUAUGGGAUGCUGAUUAUUUAAGGGGGGGGGAAGAGGAAAUCUCUCCUUUCUCCCCCCCUUGGUUUUGUUUUCUCUCUUGUCUUCCUCCUCCCCAUUCCAUUUUUUAACCCCAGCUCUCCUGGAGAUCACUUAGGUGGGAGUUUUCCUCUGAAGACCGAGGCAGUUCCAGAGCAGUAUCAGACCUGAUUAGCUUUACACAAACAAUGAUUCCAAAGACUACAAGAUAAUUACCACUGGCUAAGCAAGAAGGCUCACUGGGGGCAUUACUGCAGCUCUUGAAGGGUCUAAGAAAGCAUCCUGCUGCAUGGUCCAUCUGUAAAAAUCUCUGAACACAUUGUUCCAAUAGCAGAGGACUGACUUGUAUGCAGGACGAUCACCACAGCACCUGAAACACCGCAAAAAAAGAACUGGGGAGGAAGGAAAGCAGUAUCACCAUGGAGAAGGACAGCAUGACCCUAGCUGAUCAGCAAUAUGAAUGUGUAGCUGAGAUUGGUGAAGGAGCCUACGGGAAGGUGUUCAAGGCCCGGGACUUGAAAAAUGGAGGGCGCUUUGUAGCACUGAAGAGGGUGCGGGUGCAGACAAGUGAAGAGGGGAUGCCACUUUCCACCAUACGUGAAGUGGCUGUAUUGAAGCAUCUGGAAACGUUUGAGCAUCCCAACGUGGUCAGGUUGUUCGAUGUAUGCACAGCAUCCCGAACAGACCGAGAGACAAAACUAACACUGGUGUUUGAACAUGUUGAUCAAGACUUGACCACUUAUUUGAACAAAGUUCCAGAGCCUGGUGUUCCUAGCGAAACUAUAAAGGACAUGAUGUUUCAACUCCUACGAGGUCUUGAUUUUCUGCAUUCACACAGAGUGGUCCACCGUGAUCUGAAACCGCAAAACAUUCUAGUAACCAGCAAUGGGCAGAUAAAAUUAGCUGACUUUGGCCUCGCACGGAUCUACAGUUUUCAAAUGGCUCUUACGUCCGUGGUUGUCACUCUAUGGUACAGAGCUCCUGAAGUUUUGCUUCAAUCCAGUUAUGCAACACCAGUUGAUCUUUGGAGCGUUGGCUGUAUAUUUGCAGAAAUGUUCCGUCGGAAGGCACUUUUUCGUGGAAAAUCAGAUGUUGAUCAGCUAGGAAAAAUCUUUGAUGUAAUUGGGCUUCCUGAAGAAGAGGAUUGGCCCAGUGAUGUUCCUCUCGUAAGGAAUGGUUUUCCUUCUAGAACUCCUCAACCCAUUGAACUUUUUGUAACAGAUAUUGACGAACUAGGCAAAGAUUUGCUUCUGAAAUGCUUGACAUUCAACCCCACAAAGAGAAUAUCAGCUUACAAUGCCUUAUCACACCCUUACUUUCACGAUCUGGAGAAAUGCAAAGAGACUACGAACUCUGACAUGUCAUCCAGUCAAAACUCCACUGAGAUAAAUACACCCUAAAGCUACUUCCAGCUCAACCUACAGAUGAACAAAGUAUGUAGCUGAUAAGGUCACUGUUGAAGGUAAAAACCAUUGCUGUCCCACUGAAGAUUAUUCCCUAGAGGCUUCAUACAUUGUCUGUGCUUCUUCGGGGUGAUGAUCUGCUUCUCCAUGGAAAAGGACCGAGUUGCCUUCAGCAAAGCAAAUGCAAGAGGCAAGGCUUCCAAUGACUCCCACUGUGGCUUGGUGUUUGUUUAGUUUACCUGGAGAUCGCCAGGUGAAGAAAAGCUGCUGACCAGUUUUGCUGCCAUUUUCUUCCUAGCAUUGAAUGGUGCCGCCAUGAGCUAACAAAAUCCUGUCUCACUACCAAAACCUGACUUAACGUCUGUCACUAGGUGCUGAAGUCUGAUUUGGUACUCCUUUGGAGUUACGGUGAUUGUUUGUUUUGCUUUGCUUUGCUUAAUCAUGAUUUCAGAAAAUGAUUUUCUAAAAGCAUUAUUUAAAAGAAUGACAUUGAAAAUACUGAACCUCUAUAGCCUGCAGUUAAGAGAGAUGUGUACAAACACAACUGGCUAUUGUAAUCACACAGGAAUGUCCUUCCUUGAUAGGAAAUAUGAGAUGAUAAUUACAGCAUUUGUUGCUCCUCAUCAUAA